Messenger RNA from Terrapene triunguis (Three-toed box turtle), 3774 nucleotides. Its product is annotated as desmoglein-1-gamma-like. Gene Ontology annotation, molecular function: calcium ion binding. Gene Ontology annotation, biological process: homophilic cell-cell adhesion. The transcript is spliced from 15 exons. The record is from RefSeq and is a predicted model, not a curated record. NCBI's taxonomy places the organism in Eukaryota, Metazoa, Chordata, Testudines, Emydidae. Gene Ontology annotation, cellular component: desmosome; plasma membrane. The coding region runs from base 1 to 3774 and encodes 1257 amino acids.
AUGGCAGCCAAGCCCUGGCCCAGCCGUGACUCUGUUCCCAUGCGGGUGGAGCUGCUGGGUGGCGCGGAGCAGGAGUACUUCCAGGUGGCGGUGCGGCUGCGGGGUGGCGCGGAGAACACGGCCCCCUCCCUGGGCUUCGCGGCGCUGCUGGUGGCCGAGGUGGAUCAGUUCAUGCUCACCGCCUUCACCCCUGACAUGCUGGCGGCCAAGGACCUGGAGAGCCCCCCGGACCUGCUGCUCUUCAGCCUCACCGUGCCCUGGCCCAGCCCCGGCGGGCAGGAAGGCGAGGAUCUCCGGCUGCGGGGCUACUUGCUCAGCACCAACAAGCCCAGCCAGCUGCUCACCUCCUCACACACUCCGGGAGCCCCUCUUGCCACCGCUGCAGCCCGGGCUCGGCUCCAGGUGACCCUGGAACUCUUUCUGCCUAAGGUGAAAGAAUGGAAUGAAAAUGGUGUGGCGCGAUGGAAAACCUUCAGAAGACAAAAACGGGAAUGGAUUAAAUUUGCUGCAAAUUGUAGGGAAGGAGAAGAUAAUUCAAGGAAGAAUCCAAUUGCCAAAAUUCGAUCAGAUUGCGAAGAAAACCUACCAGUUAUAUACAGCAUCUCUGGAAUAGGGAUUGAUCAGCCACCUUAUGGGAUCUUUGUUAUUAAUUCAAGAACUGGAGAAAUUAAUAUAACAUCAAUAGUUGAUCGAGAGGUGACAUCAGAAUUUGUUAUUCGCUGCUUUGCUAAACAUGCACUUACUCAUAGAGAUUUAGAACCACCUCUUGACCUUCGAGUCAAAGUUCUGGAUAUAAAUGACAAUGCGCCGAUAUUUUCACAAGCAACGUAUAUGGGAUCUAUUGAAGAAUGCUCUAUGGAGAAUACUCUGGUGAUGAAAAUAACUGCCACGGAUGCAGAUGAGCCAAAUAACUUGAAUUCCAAAAUUGCCUACAAGAUAGAGAGUCAGGAACCUGCAGGUGCAUCAAUGUUUAUUCUAAAUAAACAUACUGGAGAAGUUCACAUAGCAAAUUUUCUUGACAGAGAGCAAUAUAGCAGCUACUCUCUUGUUGUGAAAGCCUCAGACCGCGAUGGAGCUGCAGAUGGAAUCUCCUCCCUUUGUAGUUGUGCUAUUCAAGUUAUUGAUGUCAACGAUAAUUUCCCAACUCUUUCACAGAGUUCAUAUUCAGCAACUAUUGUGGAAAAUUCACUCAGUUCAGAAUUGCUACGGAUACAAGUUCUGGAUGCUGAUGAACAGUAUUCGGACAAUUGGUUGGCAGAAUUUUUCUUUAUAUCUGGCAAUGAAGACAACUGCUUUGAAUUCGUAACAGAUACAGCAACUAAUGAGGGUAUUCUGAGGGUUAUUAAGCCGCUGAAUUAUGAAUACUUGCAAAGUUAUCCACUGAGUUUUGGUGUUAGAAACAAAGCUGCAUUCCACCAUUCAGUUGCUUCUCAAUAUCAAGUUAGUGGAACACCCCUAAUGAUAAAUGUAAAAAAUGUGAUCGAACCACCAUACUUUAGUCCAUCUUCAAUGAACUUUUUUCUGCCAAGAAGCUUAUCAACAGCCGCCAUGUUAAAUUACAUUGUUGGAGCAUAUACAGCCACUGAUGAGGAAACUAGAAAAACUGCAACAAAUGUCAGAUAUCGGAUUGGACAUGAUCCAGCUGCCUGGUUCAGAGUCAGCCCCACAACUGGUGAAAUCUUUUUGAACAAAAUUAUUGAUCGGGAGUCAUCCUAUGUAGUCAAUGGGUUAUACAGAGCAAAGUUGCUGGCUAUUACAAGAGAUGUUCCUGCAAAAACUUCCACUGGUACCAUUGUGCUUGUAGUUGACGAUUCCAAUUAUAACUGUCCAACUCUUAGUACUGAAAUGAGACAAGUAUGUAUGAGUUCUCCAAAAGUUAUUAUCACAGCAAAAGAUCUGGAUGGUGAUACAUAUAGUCCUCCCUUUACAUUUAUCAUAGCUAAUCAGCCUGCAAGAAGUUCAUGGAGUAUUAGACCAAUAGAUGGUUACUCUGCAGAACUGAGCACUCAAAAUAUCGAGUUUUUCAUUUAUGACGUCUAUGUCCAUAUGAUAGAUAACCAAGGCAGAAGAUGUCAACGACCACAGAGAAUUCUUUUGCAAGCCUGUGUUUGUGAUAGCCGCCUAAUGUGUACUAGUGUUGCUACACAAAAAAAUAUUACCGAAGACAUUCGGGAUGGUGUGACGAUUGAUCAGGGUCUGGUCACUGUUGGUAGUAGUAUUGCUACAUCUGUUGAGCCUUAUUAUUAUACUGAUGUUUAUGGUCCUGAUUUUGGAGGCCGGCAGGGUGGAACGACUACACUUGGUGGUGCUGCUAUUGCUCUGAUGUUUCUUGGAGGCUUAAUAUUUGUGUUGUUUCCAAUUUUGAUGGCAAUGAGUGACUGUUGUGGUUAUGGAGCUAGACCUGUAGGUGGCGUUGGGGCUGGAUUUGAGCCUGUACCUGAAUGCACAGAAGGAGCAAUUCAUUCAUGGGGAAUAGAAGGAGCACAUCCUGAAGACAUGGCUAUCACAGGCAUCAGUGCAUCAAAAACAGUUGCCACUGCAGGUGACUUUGUUGACCCCUCUGUUUCAGACAUUUAUACAAAUACAUAUGGAGGAGGAGCAGUGGUAACUUCAGGACUUGAAGAAACUACAGGGCUCGGAACAGCUGUAGGUUAUGGAACAGCUAACAGCUAUGGGGCAGCUACUGGCUAUGGAACAAUGGGGAAAAAAGAGUCAAUUGGAGGGACAUUAAGAGAGUAUAGAGAAGGAGGAGUGAAUAUGGCUUUCUUAGACAGCUACUUCUCGGAGAAAGCAUUUGCCUAUGCAGAUGAAGAUGAAGGCCGACCAGCAAAUGAUUGUCUACUAAUAUAUGAUCAUGAAGGAAUAGGUACUCCUGUUGGUUCCAUUGGCUGCUGCAGUUUUAUUGGAGAAGAUAUCGAUGACACCUAUUUAGAUACGUUAGGACCAAAAUUUAAGACCUUGGCAGAAAUCUGUUUAGGCAAAGUCAUCGAACCCAUUCCAGGUUUUAGUGCUACCUUUCCCAAUAUCGAAAGUGAUCUAAAGCUGCCACCACCUGGAACUACGAUCAUCGUUAAUGAAUCUUCAUCUAUGCCUCCCCCUGUUGGUAGUACAACAAUUGUUACCGAAAACACUUACACAUCUGGUUCUACCCUACAGCCUGCAAGGCCUAUACCUGAUCCUUUGCUCCAUGGUAACGUAAUGGUGACUGAGACCUACACAUCCGGCUCAACUUUUCAACCACCCACACUUAGUGUCGAUCCUCUCCGUGCAUCAAAUGUUGUUGUAACAGAAAGGGUGCUUGCUCCUGCCUCUGCCUCUGAUUUGCGCGGCAUUCUAGAUAUUCCUGAUCUAACAGAUGGGGCAAAUGUUGUAGUCACAGAAAGGGUAAUUGCACCUGGUUCAAGGCUACCCCCUUCUUUGAGUAUCCCUGAUCUAGCAGAUGCAUCAAAUGUAGUGGUGACAGAACGGGUGAUUAGACCUGCCUCUGGUCUGCCAGGCAAUUUAACUAUUCCUUCUGAGCUAUCAAAUGCACAUAAUGUAGUUGUUACAGAGAGAGUAGUGUCUGGCCCUGGCAUGGGGGGCAUGGGAGGCAUGGGCGGCAUGGGGGGCGUGAGCGGCAUGGGGGGCAUGAGUGGCAUGGGGGGCAUGAGUAGCAUGACUGGUCAAAUGCUUAGCGCUGACACUCAUCUUAGCCAGACAGUUGGAUCCGUCUCCCCUGGUACAUCUCGAAGAAGGGUAACAAAAUACAGCACAAUACAGUAUGCUAAUCAGUAA